Staurois parvus is the source of this 878-nucleotide messenger RNA. The record is from the annotation of a GenBank genome assembly. NCBI's taxonomy places the organism in Eukaryota, Metazoa, Chordata, Amphibia, Anura, Ranidae.
AUGGUGGUAGUCUCGGGGCAGUUGGAAGACAGAGGGACCCCGGAUGAUGCCAUGUCGAGCUCAGAUGCUGACGAUGAGCUGAUCGAGCCGUCCACGCCCACCCCCAGCAGCGCCACCUUCUCCUUGAACAGCAAACUGCACCCGCUGCAGCUUCCUGAAGUGAUUCCUCUUAACGUAGGAGGCAUGUGCUUCACCACCAGAUUGUCAACACUUCACAGAUAUGAGGACACCAUGCUGGCAGCCAUGUUCAGUGGACGACAUCACAUUCCGACAGAUUCUGAAGGUCGAUACUUCAUUGAUAGGGAUGGAACAUAUUUUGGUGACAUCCUAAAUUUCUUACGGUGCGGAGAACUUCCUCCUCGAGAACGUGUGAAAAUGGUGUACAAGGAGGCCCAGUACUACUCAGUUGGACCCUUGCUUGAUCUCUUAGACAAAAUGCAACCACUUACUGGAGAGAAAGUCAGACAAGCAUUUCUUGACUUGAUGCCUUACUACAAAGAUCACUUGGAGCGCAUCAUUGAAAUUGGAAAGCUGCGAGCUAUCCAGAGAAAGGCAAGAUUUGCUAAGCUGAAGGUCUGUGUCUUCAAGGAAGAGAUGCCUAUUACCCCUUUAUGAGUGUCCUCAAUUUAAUGCACUACGAUUUGAGAGGAGUGAGACUGAGUCAAAGCACUUUGAGCACCACUGCGAGGUAGAUGUGUCUUUCGGUCCCUGGGAAGCAGUGGCAGAUGUAUAUGAUCUUUUGCACUGUAUAGUUAGUGAUCUGUCUGAGAGGGGCAUCGCUGUCGAACACCAGUGCAUUGGUGUGUGUGAUAAGCACCUUGUUUAAUCACUAUUACUGCAAACGUCCAAUCUAUGAAUUCAAGAUCACUUGGUGGUGA